Molecule: messenger RNA, 3096 nt
Organism: Alligator mississippiensis (American alligator)
Lineage: Eukaryota; Metazoa; Chordata; Crocodylia; Alligatoridae
Gene: CAPN13
Product: calpain 13
Exons: 11
Coding region: 1042-2457 (471 amino acids)
Biological process (GO): proteolysis
Cellular component (GO): cytoplasm
Molecular function (GO): calcium-dependent cysteine-type endopeptidase activity
Source: RefSeq, a predicted model, not a curated record
GGGAGCCAGCUUGACCAUACAGCUACUCAGAAACCUUGUUUCUAACUAACUGUCCACAACCAGUUUUCUUCUAUCAAGUUGGUUACAUCUGUACAAACUUUUUCUAGGGUCAGUUUCUUAGAAAUAUUUGUCAAAUGCAGAUUUGGGUCUAUGUCCAAAUUCUGCAGCCCAGUCUAUUCACUCCAUGCUGGUUAUUUGAGAACAUGAUCCAAACUUCCAUACAAGUUAAUGAGAAUCUGUCCAUGUCUGUCAAUGCGUUUUGGAACAGACUCUGAGAAAAGACGCUACCAGGGAAGCGUGUUUCUUGGUGAGCAGUCUCAGCACAGGCAGGUGUAGCAAAGGCAGGUGCAUCUGGGGGUGUCCUGAGCAAACAAAGGUUCAAACAUUUUCAGUGAGCAAACAAAAAUGAAAGUAAAUAACCACAACACUGCCCUGCAUGCAAAGAAACCAACAGCUACAGGACUUAGGGAACUAUUACAACUGCCUGUGAUCACCUUGCUGUAGCAUGGUUGGAGUGUUGUAGCCAGAAUGAUUCAGGAAAUAUGCAAGAAGCAAGGUUUCUAUUUUUGUAAUAUCCUUUAUCAGGCCAAAUGUAUAGUUGGGAGAGUUGUCAGACAGGCUUUUGGGCACCGUGUGCCUUUCCCCUUGUCUGGGCAGACCUGAGGAAGGGCACUUUAUGCUUCAAAGUUUGGCUCACAACUCUCCCAACUGUAUGGUUGGUCUAGUAAAAAAUAUCAUUGAAAUACAAAAAACAAAACCCUUGCCUCUGUCAUCAUCUUGGCUUUUUUAUUCCCCCUCCCUGCCUUCCUCCCAAGAACAAUUUUCCUUUCCCUUUCUUGCGCACAUUCCCUUGCCCCGACUCACUCUAGUCUCACUUAUGCUACCUAGGUUAUUCAGUCUUAGCUCAGUGUUUCCAAGAUCACUUGCCCUUCCUGUCCCUAGAGAAGACUUAAAAUUGAAUGUAAACCAAUGGCAUCAUGGGUUUAAAGAUAAAUCAGCUGGGAUUUGACUGCUUCUCUUUUCCACAGGCAUUUCCAGCUAAUGAGGAUGUUGUCACCUUCGCUGCCUGCAACCUUGAUUAAGAACAUGAUGCUAGCCCCUGGCCCACAGCGCAAGCUAGUGGAAACCUGGCAGACAAGGGAGAGGCCUGGGAGCCCACAGAACCUCAAGAAAUUAAACAACCAGGACUUCAACCACCUGAGAAGCUACUACCUGAGCAAAGGGCAGCUAUUUGAAGAUGGCACCUUUCCAGCACAUGCCAGUUCCAUUGGCCCCCAACUGCUCCCUGAAGACACCCUGCGUCAUAUAACAUGGAGGAGACCAAUUGAGAUACAACACAAUCCCCGUUUAAUCAUGGAGGGUGUUAGCAGAUUUGAUAUUGUUCAAGGAGAAAAGAUAGGUGACUGCUGGGUUCUGGCUGCCCUGGGUUCUUUGACAUUGCAGAAGCACUUUCUGGAAAAUGUUCUCCCAAAGGAUCAAGAAUUCCAAGACAACUAUGCUGGGAUUUUCCACUUCCGGUUCUGGCAUUUUGGAGACUGGGUGGAUGUGGUGAUAGAUGACAAGCUGCCUUUCCUUAAUGACAAAUACCUGUUUGUCCACCCUCGGACGAGAAAUGAAUUCUGGCCCUCCCUCCUAGAAAAAGCAUAUGCCAAGUUACGAGGCUCCUAUCAGAACUUGCACUGGGGUUACAUUUCAGAAGCUUUAGUGGACUUCACAGGGGGAGUCCAACUGCACCUUGAUUUGCCUGCCUCCAUUCCUAAGCUGGAGGAGGUACUGAAAGCAGCUGACAAAUCAUGUUGCCUGAUGGGCUGUACCACACCUGGAAAGCAGUCACUUGGAAACACAGAAUGGAAGAAUGGACUUGUGAAAGGCCAUGCCUACACUGUGACAGGGGCCAGAGAGAUACCUUACAAGAAUGGCUCAGAACACAUAAUCAGACUGUGGAAUCCUUGGGGUCAUGGGGAAUGGAAAGGACCAUGGAGCGAUGGUUCUGCCGAAUGGAAUCGAGUUCCAACUGAACAAAGGAGAGCUCUCUGUGAAGAGAAGGACGAUGGGGAGUUUUGGAUGUCAUGUCAAGAUUUUAGAAACCAAUUUUCCAGCGUGUAUAUUUGCAAUAGUACACCAACAUUUCUGGACUUUGGGGAUCAGCAUAAUACAACAUGGUUCAUGGACACACAUGCAAGUCAGUGGAUUCGAGGACUCAGCGCAGGUGGAAGCAAGCCUCAGAAUGCAGAAGCAUUUUCAAGGAAUCCUCAGUACUUCAUCAAGGUGGUAGAUGCUGAUCAGAAAGAGAAUAACGUUGUGGUGUCACUGAUGCAAAAACCUCCCAACAAUGCACAAGAUACACCAAAACUGGACAUUGGCUUUUUCAUUUUCUGGGUAAGCAGAACCAGCCAUUAUGGGCAGCAAGUCUGGCAGUUUAGGUGUGGUUUGGUUUUGCCUCUGUAUAGAUAUUAGAAGCUCAAAUAUGUCCUCCAAUGCAUGUGGGAAGUUUCUGGUAACUUGAGCUAGAAGCAGCCAUUUUACUUCCGUGUAGACUCUGACCUGGUGCAUGUUAGAGUGCCUAUGGGAAGAGGAAGAUGUGGCAGACACACGUGGGCUCACUAAUUCAGUGGGAGCCUCCUGUCUAAAACAGGCAAGGAUGAUUUGCAAUCCUUCAGCAAUGAAUGUUGUGAUUGUCAAGGCAUUGUCACAUAUAUUGUGGAUAUUGCAGCUGGUGGAUUGUAAGUGGCCUUGCCACUGGCCACAGAGGUUUUUAAAACUGGGAGAAUAAAUGACAUCAAGACUGGCCUGAAUCAGACGUCACAUAUGUGCACUCUUGAAUUCGAGGCAGGUUUCACUCAGACCCAAACUCUGAGGUUCAGGAGAGUAAAUGAUGUCAUAAAUCUACCGGUUACUCAUGAAAAAAUAGAGCACUGCUCGUCCCAGAUUUUAUUGCCCAUUAAAAAUCAGCGGCAGUGAUCUCUGGUGAGGAGUAAAAGGUAAUAUAAAGAGCAUCCAUUCAGUGGAACUCCUAAUCCUUGCCCACAAUACUUCAUGUUGUGUAGUUAUUAGUCCUGCAGGAUGCUGUAAGGGCAGUACCUUAAGAGUUACUGC